Lodderomyces jiufengensis is the source of this 3744-nucleotide messenger RNA. RefSeq names its product deoxycytidyl transferase. Gene Ontology annotation, biological process: error-prone translesion synthesis; error-free translesion synthesis. Gene Ontology annotation, cellular component: nucleus. Gene Ontology annotation, molecular function: deoxycytidyl transferase activity; damaged DNA binding; DNA-directed DNA polymerase activity. NCBI's taxonomy places the organism in Eukaryota, Fungi, Ascomycota, Pichiomycetes, Serinales, Debaryomycetaceae. The transcript has a single exon. The record is from RefSeq and is a predicted model, not a curated record. The coding region runs from base 1 to 3744 and encodes 1247 amino acids.
AUGAAUAAUGAUGAUAUCCAACUAAAUCAGUUAAAGAAUAGUCACAAUAAGUAUAAUAAUGGAGUUAAGUUAAAUGCUGUUGCUAAUAAUAUUGAUGAUGAUAGUGAUAAUGACUUUGAGGAUAGUCAAUAUCUGAUAUUUUUAAAAUCAUUAAAUAAUGAAAAUUUGAUUCAUCAUAUUAAUCAUAUAAGUCAAACACAAUCCCAAACUCAAAAUUUAACUAUUAAUAAAAGUCCAGAAUUUAAGCAUCCUUCAUUUCAAGAUAAUUCUACACCUAAAAAGUUACCUUCUAUAUUAACAUCAGUAAGUUCAGAUCCGUUUGAUGAUGAUUUAGAUAUUAAUUUGAUUAUUAAUAAUUCAAAAGACAAGCAAACAGAAGAGGAAAAUAAACAGGGAGAAGGUGUAAUAAAUAAUGAAGACAAUGAAGACCAUGGUGACCAUGGUGACAAUGAUGACAAUGAUCCUAAAAUAAUUGAAAAAAAAAAUUCACCAGAUGAUGAGUUUAGUGAUUCAGAUUCUGCAAGUGAUAAAGACGAAUCAGCAAUAGGUAAAUUGCAUGAAUUUGGAGAUUACAAAACAUAUUUUGAUUCAAAACACAUGAAACAACAACGUCAAGAUGAAGCUUAUGUAAAAUGGGAUAAACAAAGAAGAAAAGAUCAAAAUUUAGAUUUAGAACCAACUUCAAUUUUUAAAAAUUGUUCUAUUUUCGUUAAUGGUCAUACAAAACCUUCAAUUAAUGAAAUUCAUAGAUUAGUUAUAUUACAUGGUGGGAAAUUUUUAAGUUAUUUACCAAAUAAAUCAAGUGCUACGCAUAUUAUAUGUGAUAGAUUAACUCCAAGAAAAAAUAUAAUGUUUAAAAAUUGUAGAGUUGUUAAAGCAAAAUGGAUUGUUGAUUGUGUUGAAGCAAAUGAAUUAUUAGAUUGGCAAAAAUAUAGAAUUAUAUUGGAUGUUGCUUUUGAUCAACAAAGAUUACUGUUUGGAAACACCAACAAAGAGUCAACUAUUGAUGAAAAUGAAAAUGAAAUAGAAAAAGGAGAAGCUAAUGAUGAAGUUCAAGCCUCAGAAUCAAAAGCAGUAGAAACUGGACUAAAAGAUGAUUUCAACAGUAAUAUGGUAGUCAAUUUCGAUGAUGAAGAUGAUGAGAUUCAAUCAACAUUAUUGAGACAAGAAGAAAAUAUUUUGGAAAAGUCGCAGCAAUUAGAAUUACUGCAAAACCAAGAUCAAACAAGUGAUGGUAUAGAUGAUAUUCCAAUAUUGGAUAAAAUCCCAUCUGCGGCAGAUAAAGGAGUUCAUCAAGUUAAAGGGAAAUUUGUUUUAGAUGCAAGACAUCCUGAUUUUUUAGCUGGAUUUUUUGCUAAUUCAAGAUUACAUCAUUUAAGUAUGUGGAAAUCAGAUUUAAGAUUAAAAUUUUUAAAGAGAAUCAUAAAAGAGAAUCUACAUAAAACUAAACAAACUCCUUUCUAUCAACCAAAUGAGAACAAAGAUCAAAAAAAAAUAAUAAUGCAUAUUGAUUUCGAUUGCUUCUUUGCAACUGCUUCAUGUUUAAAACACCCCAAUCUUGACAUAAAUAAAGAUGCAAUUGUUGUUGGUCAUGGUGGUAAAAGUUCAGAUGUUGCAAGUUGUAAUUAUGUUGCAAGAAAAUUUGGGAUAAGAAACGGUAUGUGGUUUAAGUCAGCUCAACAAUUAUGCCCAAAUUUACAUUUAUUAGAUUAUGAAUUUGAUUCUUAUGAAAAAUAUUCUGGUGAAUUUUAUAAUUAUUUGGUAACUAGUAAUUAUUUUGAUACAAUUUUUCCAGUGUCUAUUGAUGAAGUAUUGGUUGAUGCUACUUCAUAUUGUAAUAAUGCUGAAAAAAGUGUUGAAGAAGCUGUUGAUGAACUUAGUUCAAUAAUAAGAAAACACAUACAUCAAUUAACUAAUUGUUCAGUUAGUGUUGGAGUUGGUUCAAAUGUUUUAUUAGCUAAAAUUGCCUUGAAAAAAGCAAAACCAAAUGGUCAAUUUGCUUUAUUUGAUAAAAUAGAUGAAACUUUAGCUACAGUACCGGUAAAAGAUUUACCUGGUUUUGGUAAAGGUAUAUUGAUAAAAUUAGAACCUGAAUUUAAUAAAUCAUUUCCAAUCAUAGAAGAUGUUUUACCCGUGCCUAGACAAAGAUUAACUCAAAUCUUAGGUGAAAAAACAGGUACAAAAUUAUAUGAAUAUUCAAGGGGUAUAGAUCAUACAAGUAUCGAAAUCGAUACAUCAAAUCCAGAAAUGGUAUUAGGUAGAAAGUCAAUCUCAGUGGAUGUCAACUUUGGUAUUAGAUUUGAUACAGUUGAAGAAUUAGAUGAUUUUUUUAUUAGGAUAUCCAAAGAAAUGUAUUACAGAAUGAUCAACUUAGGUAUAGUUGGUUCAACAUUAACUUUAAGAUUAGCUAAGAGAAGAGAAGGUGCAAGUAUAGUAACUGCUAAAUUUUUAGGUUUAGGUGAAGUUGAUUUUAUCAAUAAGAGCUCAAGAUUAGGUGUUGCAACAAAUGAUUGGGGUGUAAUUGGUAAUGAAAUAAAAGUAUUAUACAGGAUGGUUAAUAUUCCAGUUACUGAUUUAAGAGGAAUUUCAAUAAGUAUUACAAAAUUAAAAGAUGCUGAUUUAAAUAAAUCUGCAAGACAAAUGCAAUUACCUUUUCAAAAAACCAAUAAAAAAUUACCACUGCUGGCAUUAACAGUUGCUUCUCCAUAUCGUGAUAAUGAUAGGAGAACUUAUCCAAGAAAAAAUUCAUCACCUUCAAAGUCAACCAACAAUUACAGAUCUUCAAAUAAUAAUAGCCCCAUCAAGAAACAAUCUAUGAAAAUAGACGAAAAAUUAAUAUUUAGCAAAGAGGAUAUAGCAAAAAGAAGAAAAAAAUCAACAUCUCCACCUUCAGUAGUAGAUCAAUUUGGAAACCUAGAUCAAAUUGAUUGGGAAAUGUUUGAAAUUUUACCACCAGAUAUUAAAAGAGAAUUAGAAAGUGAAUUAAGAAGAAGAGGUAUAUUACCAGAAUUUAAAACCAAUAACUUCAAAGGUAAAUCUUAUUUACAACAAUUAAUUCCAACUCAAGGUGGUAAUACUAAAUAUGUAAGAGUUAGAGAAUCACCAACUAAAUCACCACUGAAAAGAAAACAAACUCCAACUCCAUCACCAAUUAAAAAACCUAAAACUGAACCCAUUUAUGAAGAUUCACAAUCUUAUGAUUCAUCAGUUAUAAAUCAAUUACCAUCAUCUAUCAAAAAGGACGUAUUAAAAGAAAUAGAGUAUAAGAAAAAAAUUAAAAAAUAUAAUUUAUUACCUAUGAGAGAUAAGAUUAAUCAAAAAAUAGAACAAUCAAAAGUAGAAGUAGAAUUAAUAACAUCAGAUUGGAUAUCAACACAGCCAAAAAUCAUAAACUUACCUCCAUUUUUAAAUUUCGAGAAUAUAACAACUCGUCAACUUCGUCUUAAAAUAAAACAAUGGGUAACAACAUCAUUAGAUCAACAAGGUCCUCAUGAAGAUGAUAUUAUUUAUUUUCAGAUUUUUUUACAAAAGAUGAUAGAAUUAGGUCAAUUAAGUAGAGCUAUAUUGUUAGUGGAUUAUAUAAAGGAGUUGCUAGAGUAUCAUAAGUUGAUGAUUAAUUUUGAAACUUCGUCACAAGAUCAAUUUAGUGAUGGUCAAAAUAUGUUUUUUAUACUGGGUAUUGAUGAUUGGGACAUACAAUUAAACACUUUAUAUAAAUUUCUAGAACAAUACAACAGAAUGUAA